UAUGAUCUGGGCUAAAGAGGCUAUUUUUGCGCCCCUGGAGUUUCCUCACGUUCUUAAGCCUCCUUGUGUCCCCAGAGAACUGGCUUUUGCAGCAAGUGUCUUUUACCAGAGGGAGAGACAGGCAGCCCGUCGUCACUGUGGGGGCCCAGGAGCAGCGCUGUGGCCCCUCCGCAGGGCGCUGGUGAAGGCGAGAACUGACCGUCGUCUUCACAAGGCCCUACCCUUGCCCAUGUAGAAUGGACACACUGGGGCAACUUCUGCCACUUGUGUUUCUGUUCCCAUCCUCUGCUGUCCGAGCCAUGGCCUCUACCUUUCCCGGGUUACAAGAGAGUUUCCAGACCAGGAGAAAGAGCGGGAGAUCCUGUUUCCUCAGCCGGGACCAUGGAGAUCGUGUACGUGUAUGUCAAGAAGCGAAGCGAGUUCGGGAAGCAAUGCAACUUCUCCGACCGCCAGGCCGAGCUGAACAUCAACAUCCCGCCCAACCCGGAGCUGGCCGAGCAGUUCGUGGAGCGGAACCCCGUGGACACGGGCAUCCAGUGCUCCACCAGCAUGUCAGAACACGAGGUCAACACAGAGCGGUUUGAGAUGGAGUCCCGGGGGAUUAACCACGUGGAGGGGGGCUGGCCCAAGGAUGUGAACCCCCUGGAGCUGGAGCAGACGAUCCGGUUCCGGAAGAAGGUGGAGAAGGACGAGAACUACAUCAACGCCAUCACGCAGCUUGGCUCGAUCAUGGAGCACUGCAUCAAGCAGAAUAAUGCCAUUGACAUCUACCAGGAGUAUUUUGAUGACGAGGAUGCGGUGGAGGUGACAGAUGAGGCCCCUUCAGCUAAAACCAUCAAUGUUUUAAGGGAUCCCCAGGAAAUCAAGCGGUCAGCCACGCACCUCUCCUGGCACCCUGAUGGCAACAGAAAGUUGGCAGUGGCAUAUUCUUGCUUGAAUUUUCAACGUGCGCCCGAGGGCAUGAGCCAUGAAUCGUACAUCUGGGACCUGGAAAAUCCCAACAAGCCUGAAAUCGUCCUGAAGCCAUCGUCACCUCUUGUCACCUUGGAGUACAACCCCAAAGAUUCCCACGUGCUUCUGGGAGGCUGCUACAACGGGCAGCUGGCCUGUUGGGACACCCGGAAGGGCAGCCUGGUGGCGGAGCUGUCCACUAUUGAGUUCAGCCAUCGAGACCCCGUGUACGGCAGCAUCUGGCUACAGUCGAAGACGGGCACUGAGUGCUUCUCAGCAUCCACGGACGGGCAGGUCAUGUGGUGGGAUAUCCGAAAGAUGAGCGAGCCCACCGAGGUGGUGAUCCUGGACAUUGCCAGAAAGGAGCAGUUGGAGAAUGCCUUGGGGGCUAUCUCCCUGGAGUUCGAGCCUACUUUGCCAACCAAGUUCAUGGUGGGCACCGAGCAGGGCAUUGUCAUCUCCUGCAACCGCAAGGCCAAAACGUCAGCCGAGAAGAUUGUGUGCACCUUCUCAGGCCACCAUGGCCCCAUCUAUGCCCUCCAGAGAAAUCCAUUCUACCCUAAGAACUUCCUGACUGUCGGCGACUGGACCGCCCGCAUCUGGUCAGAAGACAGCCGGGAGUCGUCCAUCAUGUGGACCAAGUACCACAUGGCUUACCUCACCGAUGGCGCCUGGAGCCCAGUGAGGCCGGCGGUUUUCUUCACCACCAGAAUGGACGGGACCCUGGACAUCUGGGACUUCGUGUUCAAGCAGUGUGACCCUGCCCUCAGCCUCAAGGUGUGCGACGAGGCCCUCUUCUGCCUCCGGGUGCAGGACAACGGAUGCUUCAUCGCCUGCGGCUCCCAGCUGGGGACGACCACGCUGCUGGAGGUCUCGAAUGGGCUGUGCACCCUCCAGAAGAACGAGAAGAACACGGCUUCUUUGAUAUUUGAGCGGGAGACCCGGCGGGAGAAGAUUCUGGAGGCGAGGCACCGGGAGAUGCGGCUGAAGGAGAAAGGCAAGGCAGAGGGCAGGGAUGACUCCCUGAGAGAGGAGGAGCCUACCUUCCACCUGGAGGAGCUGGUCACCAAGGCCGAGGAUGAGUUCUUCAACAUCAUCUACUCAGAGCUGAAGAAGAAAGAGACGGAAGCCAUGAAGAAGACAAAGCCUAAACAGCCGGGUCUGGAGGCAGAUGAAGAGGUGGAAGGAGAGGACCUUGGUGAGGAAGAAAGCGACGGUGCCCAGGCUCCGACCUAGAAGGGGCAGGCCAGCCUUGCCCACGGCCCCUCUCGCGCCGCACCUCCGUCUCCCAUCCCCUGGCACCGCCCUGGCUUUGCACG
Messenger RNA from Herpailurus yagouaroundi (jaguarundi), 2270 nucleotides. RefSeq names its product dynein axonemal intermediate chain 2 (gene DNAI2). Gene Ontology annotation, biological process: outer dynein arm assembly; cilium movement. NCBI's taxonomy places the organism in Eukaryota, Metazoa, Chordata, Mammalia, Carnivora, Felidae. The transcript is spliced from 13 exons. The record is from RefSeq and is a predicted model, not a curated record. Gene Ontology annotation, molecular function: dynein heavy chain binding; dynein light chain binding. Gene Ontology annotation, cellular component: outer dynein arm. The coding region runs from base 382 to 2187 and encodes 601 amino acids.